This is a messenger RNA of Momordica charantia (bitter melon), 1066 nucleotides long. NCBI's taxonomy places the organism in Eukaryota, Viridiplantae, Streptophyta, Magnoliopsida, Cucurbitales, Cucurbitaceae. The record is from RefSeq and is a predicted model, not a curated record.
AAGUUUUGUGUCCCAAACAGAAAAAAGAAAAAAAUGAGGAUUUGGGACUAAACGGACCAAGCUGGACUCCGGGAAGGGGAAAGGGGCUGAGAAAAAUGGCGGCGAGACAGAAAGCGGUGGCGACGCUGCCGAAUCUCAUCAGAAGCCUCAGAAAGGAUCGCCGGAGGCCCGGUCUCAGCCAGCCUCUGCCGUCGUUGAGACGCGCUUUUUCACUUUACGAUCAGAUCAAUCUCAUCGACAAUGUUCCUGAAGAUCAGCUUCGCUUUCAACGGUAUACUGAGACGGGUUUUACGGUAAACGGAGUGGAUUAUGAAGGGAGCUUGCUCUGCGUUGGGAACUUGUUAAUGUCGUGGAGUCCCAGGAAAUUUUCGGAGAUUACGGCUGAGAGCUGAUGACUUUUCCUCACUUGGAGGCUUGUUUAUCUUCUUUCUCUAAUUUCAGAAAUUCUACUUCUUGGCUGUGGGAAAUAUACUGAACCAGUAAAUCCUGAAUUAAGGCAGUUCAUUCGUUCCACUGGCAUGAAGUUGGAAGCUGUAGACACGAGAAAUGCGGCAUCAACAUAUAAUAUUCUAAACGAGGAAGGUAGAAUUGUGGCUGCAGCGCUUCUGCCCUAUGGAGUUUCUUCAUGACCCCCUAGCCAAGCUCCACAGACAUUCCUAUGAUACUUCUCAACUUGCAGGAUUCUUCCAGGCUUCAGCCCUCGAUCUUACAAGUAUUCCUAAGUGCUUUGGUCUCAAGUAGUCGUAGAAUGACUGCAAGUACUUGUUGCCUGUCCUUUUUUUUCCCUGUAUAUACUGUUAUGGUUGAAACAUGCAAUAAGCAUUUAGAAAUUUAUAUACUCGCAUGAAAAGUUAAGUAUACUCUAAUUUAUUUCCUGAUUACCUUGUCUUGUAAGAACUGGAUCUUCUUCCAAGUGAAGCUUUCCUUUCAAGGUCGAACUUCUUUUAGUUACAUCUCUCCUUUUUAAGUCCUCUUAGUACUUGUGGGAGAGAUUUAAUGUAGAAGGAUGUUUGGAGAUAUCCUUCAAGUUUCUAAGUUGGAAAAUAUAGGUCCCGGUUGAUAAUCA